CUUCGGGGGAAUUUUGAUGCAGGAGGAAUACUACCAUUUCUGGAUGCUUAUAUCUCAUUUCAAGAUACUUGGGAUUGUGCAUAUAGAAGAUUGUACUUGAAGAGUGUUGGAAGAGACAUUCAAUGUCUUGUUGGGGCAGUUUCGCAAUACGGCUACGCUUGUAUUCGGACCACAUGACUUCACUUGGGUGAUUUGUGACGCCAUGAAGGUCACAGGUAGCGCACGUCUUUUUUCCUCACUCUGACAGAAGACAUCAGGGGUUAUCGUUGGACGAGAUGGAGCCCCGUUGGUUAGGCCGAGGAAACAUGAAUCGUAAGGUUGUAUGAGGUGAGGAUUCCUUUACUCAUCGCUCGGGAACCUCUUUGUUCUUUCUUUGUGAAAAACAUCCUGGUUCAGUCAUAGCGAGAUACUUGAUAGUCGGUGUCUAUUGUGUGGCGCUGUUACUUAGGUCGGUUUUAGUAGCAUCCAUUAACACAGUCAGAUGCAGAAUGAGAUGAGAAAGUGGCUGGCUAAAGCUGGCAUUGGACAAAUGGAAUGGAGGGCCUGGGGGAUCAUGAAGGCACCUCACCUGCGGUUGUGUCACCUUGGGCGGGACAGCGGGCAGACUAGCUCAUAGGUACCUCAGAUCUGUCUUUGAUGGGGGCAGCAACUUAUCACCCUGCAUCUGAUCUUGGCUGUGGAUAUGUGCCGGGCCCUUUUUCCUUCUCGAAGAAUGUAACGAUGGUUUAACCGUACGACUUCUUAUUAGGCAUAUCAACUUACGGCUGCGGUUGAAAUAUCGGUCAGCACGGCAUGAAGUGAUAAGCAGGCCCGAAAUGCCAUCAUGUUUGUUCGGGCUUCGUUACAAAAUUGCUACGCCUGUCCACGUCAGAAGAGCCAGAGCUAGAAUCAGGGUUGUACGUCUUAAUGCGGUCUUGGGUUUGUCUUAUCCAUCCGCGUCUCGCGACUCAUGCGGGUGGACUCUGUUGAGUGGAACGCAUAGUUUUAAGACGCCUUUACUCUUAACAUAUCGAUACCUAGCAUUAUGCAGUGGUACUUUCUACCCGUCUUUCCGGGUACUGUACAUGUUUGCUUCUCUCUGUCUUGUUGAGUUAAAAGGCAGCUGAGCUUCACUGGCUAUGGCGGAUGGAUGGACAAGUGAACACGCGAGCGUCUUCCCCCCCACCCGCCGAUCAACCCCCGACUACAGCGUCUAGAUGACGCCUACGAGCGUAGCAUCACUCUAAGGUACGGAUACUGGCCUAGCUUCCUUUGGUGCAGUUCGCUUUGCUCUGAGGUGCUUGACUGGCCCCUCCAAAGGUUCCAUCUGUAAUCCUCCCGCCUCUCUUCUCCCUAUCUCUUAGUGAUACUACAAACCCUUUCUUUCCCCCAACAUCCUUGUUUUUCGAACCUUCUUGUCUUUUACUUCAUACCUUCACCUUUUUCACUCCUUGGCCUGCUCGAGGUCGUCAACUGCGAGCGUCCAAGUCAUCUAUUACUUGCUUUGUUCCACUCUGCCGCAUAUUGCCUCCGCCAGCCCACCGACAUAGGCGGAUACAGUUAUCUAGGGGGUCCACUUCCAUCAUCAACGCAUCUUAUCUUGUCCGCCAUUUCCUUAUCGGCGCCAACCUCGCAGCUUCACGACAAUUACAACGAGCGCAACAAUCAUGGCUUUUCAUCAGCCGACUCGACAGUCGGUCCAGCGCGUCGUACGGGCUCCUGUUGAUGAGCAAGAGAUCCCCCGAAGAGAGGUGCCAAUUACCCAAGAACGUGAACCAGAACAGUCGCAGACAUGGGUGCUCUUCGCGCCCACUGAUGUGACAACAACAUCAUAUCUCACCGAAACGGACCACUCAUUGAAAACUCCUGGAAGAUCACGAGUGGGAGAUCUGGGCAGCUUGAACUCGGCUGCGAAAUCGGAGGCUGAGUCACGCCAAUCUGCCUCAGCAUUUGGUCUUGAUGAAGAGGAUGAUGCCGAGCUAGAUAGUCUAGAUGGCCACUUGCCCGGCUUUCGUUCAAUAUCUGCAGUGCAGUAUCAGCCACAGGACGAACAGCAGGGAUCUGGGCCAGUGUUUCCCGGCCACGAUGGUCUGGGCUCCUUCCACCUUGACCAGCCCACCUUGGGGGCCGAAGCACAAGAUCACAUCUACCAAUUCGAACGAUUCAAUCCCAGACGGCAGUAUCAACGGAGAGAGAGUUUUGAUCUGCGGCAGCUCGAUGUUGAGCAUGAUCAGGUUCAUGAAGCAGAGAAGCGCCAAAGAAUCGAAGCUUGGCGACUGGAACACAGUCGAGUACUGCUAGGUGAGAUCCAGCGCGAGACAAGGAGGAGACGAUUUUCGCAAGCAUCUAUUCAGAAACGCCCAUCCUCCAAUGUGCCUUCUGUACCGUCGGCCCUUGCCUAUGAUGGAGAAUCAGACAACAUGACAUGGCACGAUGAGGAUGCUAUUGGAACAUCAUCAGAUUCAGAAGGGUUCUUUUCUAAAGUCACCAGAAGAUUCUUGCGAGAUGUAGUUGGAAUGGACGAACGAUCGAUUUCAGUGUUCCUGGGAGAAACGGUACCUGAGGAUGAUGAAGAUCUAUCGUCAACACCCCGCGCCUCUCAAACCUUGGCAUGGGAGUCGCGACAGUUUGCCUCUAGAGAGGAGUGGCAGUUGGACAUGCUGGAGAGGAUGUCAAGGGAGCUUGGUUCACUCGUCAGCCAUAUUUCGCACCAUCCUGGUGCAUUCUCAACCUAUACCCGAGUCCAGCAGAUGCCACUUCCCUACGCUGGCCUUCCAAUCAUCCCAGAGUCAAACUCAUCUCAUUCCGCCACAGACAACAUUCGACCAACAGAACACGAACACGCGUCAUUCCCACAAUUCAAACCAACAAUUCAGACAUCACCACAACCCAUCAACAUUCAUGGCAGAUCUGAACCAUCGGCCGAAGCAACACAAACGUCACGACAAGACACUCCUAUGAGCAACACUUUCACUCAGGAGGAAUGGGAGAAGGAUCUUGAUAUGAAACUGGUGUUCAGAUAUCUACGGUCUCGUUUCAUGCCACGAAGCAGCAAUCCUGCCCCAUCAACACCAGCUCAUCUGGCUACGUCGAAUAGUCAAGACACAGCCGCAAAGCUGGCGCGCGUCCGUCAACACCACCCGCUGGUUUCACGCAUGCGACCUCCCGCCGAACGCCGAACGUUCAAAGCUAUAACGCCCGGAAGUCCAGUGGCAAUUCGGCAUCCGAGUAGUUGCGCGAGUCAGAGCACCAGACGAUCCGCCCGCCGUAGUAGUGUCUCAUCUCGACAUUACUGGGACAUAGGUGGAUCUCUGGGUACAGGCUCUGUAAUCGCGUCUAACGGUCCGAUGGGUAGCUGGGGCGAAGUGUGAUGAUAAUUAUGAUGUAUGUGAAGAUGAAAGUGUGACGGAUGUUGACGCAUGAGCUACGACGGGCGCAUUAUAACGGUCGCAUCAGGAGUAUUAUGAGCAUUUGCCCAGUUACAGCUUAACUACUUGAUGUAAGUUUUAAACGAUGGAAAUCACCGCUAUUGAAAAUUAUUCAAAGAUGAUGGUUGGAGUUUUUCUGGGACAUGAUAGAGUUUUAUUUUUAUGAUUUUACGGACUUGUCCUUGGGUAGGUCCCCAAUACUCACUUCAAACAAAGAAACUAUUCCUUCAUUCUCUAUAGACAAAUUGCUGUCGAUCGUCCUAAUACUAAUUCACUGUGAUUUUAUUUUCUUUG
Molecule: messenger RNA, 3701 nt
Organism: Fusarium odoratissimum NRRL 54006
Lineage: Eukaryota; Fungi; Ascomycota; Sordariomycetes; Hypocreales; Nectriaceae
Exons: 1
Coding region: 1647-3350 (567 amino acids)
Source: RefSeq, a predicted model, not a curated record